AUGAUGGCCAGUCAUCCCGGGACAGACUUCACCUGCAAAGCUAACGGAGGAAACAGCUCGGGGCGAGUACCCGGUUCUGGUCGACAUCAAUCCGAAUCAGAGUCCGAACUGAGCCCGGCUCUGAAGAGCUUAGCUGGGCUGUGCAGCAGGGACGCGGAGGAGCGAGCGGCGGCUCUGGACGAGCUCAGCCAGGCGGUUCUGCUGUGUUUAGGUGUGGACCGGCCCGGUUCGGCACGGCUGUGUAAACAAACACUCCUGCAUCUUCUGCGGCUGUCCGGGUCGUGUCCGCUGCGGGAGGUUCGAGGGAAAGCGACCGAGCUGCUCCGGACUGCACAGGUGACCACAGGGGGGAGGGGGGGUUACGGGGACUCACUGUCUGAUAUGAUCUGCAAACUGCAACCAUUAAAAACAACAUAUCUGCUCCGCUUCGAUAAGGAACAACUCUCUAAAUGUUCCUCAGUGUUUGGCUGAACUGUGCAUCAAUAUCGGGGCUGAUCUUCACCUGUUUAAAAACUAUUCAUCGCUCAUUAGUAGUAAUGUCUUUUCAGGUGAUACCUUAGAGUAAUCAGCUGAUUAUCGGCCUCUAUCAGGUUGCUGGAUGUUUCAUCAGACGUUGAACUAUCGGAGGUGAUGCAAGACUUCGCUGCGGUGUGCACAAACAGGCCGGCCGGACACGCCCCCUCCCGGCGUCCUGAAAACACACAGGGACACACCCCCGGGGCUUCAUUUUCACCGCUCAUCGUAGCGUCUAGAAAAUGCAAAACAGUCAGUCUCUUGUGCGGCUUUCACAUUAUAAAUUUGGGAAUAAGUUUGUGUUGCAAUCGUCGGCCGGUGUUAGGACGAUGUCGGUGAGUUUUUGCCCCUCGGUCUCGGUAGCACAUUUCAUGAGCUGCUCGUUAUGAAACGACUCUCUCCGGUUACAGUACAGCUGCUUCAACAAGUAGGUCUGCUCAAGUUCAAGCGGAUGAAGCUGCCUGCACACUUUUACAGUUAACCUUUUAUUACAUGUUGUAAGUUUACGUUUGGAAAUGUAAAACACUGUGAAGUAACUGACACUCACGCUUUUGAGUUGGUUCGUCAAAACAGUUAUGAAAUUCAGGUCAAAGGUCGUUUAUUUUAUCUGAAAAUGUUGACAUUUCAAUGCCAAACACGCUCUGGUUCCAGUCUCUGAUUACUUAGAAUUAGCAGAUUUCUGUUGUUAAUUUUUUGUCAGAUUGCAAAAGAAAAUCAACAUUCAGAAGACAACUAUAAUGAGCAAUUUUUUCAUCAUAUUUGCUCAUGCAUAAGUUCGGAUUUUAUGGGUAUUUUACUUCAUUAUGAGCUACUUAUUUUUCAGUCUUUCUCUUGUGCAACAGGAUCACGGUGUGGAAGUUCCUCGGGCUCUUGCUUUGGGUCCAAGUGCCUUCAUCCAUGCAAAAGAGGUGAGCACGCUGUUCUUUUUAGGAGUGUAUUCAUUCACUGAUACUGAAUAAUUGCAUUUGCAUAAUUGCAAUUGCAUAUAAAUCUAUACAAAAUCAAAACAUGUAGCUGUCGAGUUGGUUAGUCGUGACCUAGUUCAGAGUAGUACUUAGCAAUGCUGCUAACUAUGCUGCUGCAACACUGGAGUACCUGUUGCUUCAUAUCAUCAGGAGAAGCAACAGCAGACUCAGAUUGCCUAAGCCAAUGGCUGAAAAUUAAGAUUUCAUGUGUGAGUCACUCUGAGCUUUCCUCUGGAGAGAAAGUGUGGGUGUAGUACCAACUUCAUGCAGCUGCUUAUUUCCAGCUCUCUUGAGAAUAUUUUCAGGAGAACCCCCUGCAAAUAUUGACUCAGGCACUCUUGUUUUGUAUUUCCAGUGUGGUCGUCUGAAUAAAAGGACUGUAGUUGUAAAGAUUUGUCUGUGAUGAAUAUGUUUGUGUCACCUCUACUCCUCAGAUGAUGAAAGAAGGGCCAGACCAGGACAUCCUUGUUGAAUCUUUUCUUUCAUCGGGUCGUGUAGACCACAUCACUAUGGUGAUGGCGCUGCACCCGGCUUACCUCAGCUGCUUCCUGAGAACCCAGCAUGCCUUGUUAGAGCUGGAUGGCCCUUUGCCUCGUCACUGGAGGCACUAUAUCGCUCUUAUGGUGAGAAAACCUCAAAAUCCUCUUUUUUUUAAGGGACACUCAAAAGCUUUUUUGUAAUCUUAUGUUAGAGAAAAAAACACUAGUGCUUGAACUGCAGGUGUGACAGAUGUUUAGGAUGAUUAGCAAUGUUUAGAAAGAAGAAAAUAAGAUAACCAAGCAGUUUAAAGAGACUUCCAUCUGUCCACAACAACAUAUUUUACAAUCUUGGAAGGGAUAAGACAGAAACAAUUCAAGUUAAAAUGAGUGGAGAAGCUCUAGCUGUAGCAUGUCAUGGCUUCGAAUCACAUGAUCAGCACUAAAUGAGGUUUCACACCUUUUAUAGAGAACUGUCGGUAAGUCGUCAUGACGUGGUUUGCCUUAUUUUGUUGACUGGACGUGACUUGUUACCACAAAAAGUUGCUGAUAUGAUUAGAAGUAGUGCAAAAUAUCCAUACAACAUUAUACUGUCAUCCUGGUUCACACACUAGUUAUGGUAUCUCUGGCACCAAAUAUUGAUAUUUGAUUUAAAAUAUGAUGCUGCUCUUGAUAGGGUCCUUUCAGUUUGUCUCACAGUUUCAUAACUUCACGACUCUUUGGUGUACUUCUAAUAACAUCAGUCCUGUUGUUUGUUUUUAGAGGUAUUUUGUGUUCCUUAGUUAAUUAGACAUGGUGAUUUAUUCAACGAUUCAAGGAACUUUAUUUGUCACACCCCACACCUUUUACAGUUUGUGGAACAAAAUUAGUACCCAGGUCGGUUCAUAAUAUGUUUGACUUUUAACCCCAUAUUUGCAUAAUUGUGACAUUGUUGUUAUUGGGCCCAAUCUGUUGUGUUUUGUAUCAUGUGAUUCAACUCCUCUCUUCUUACACUAAAUGAUGAUUCACUGAACUCGAACAUCCUGACAGAUGCAGAGAGAUUUACAGACUGGUAAAAAGUGACUCUGUUUUAACUGCAGGUAACAGCUUUGACCGUCUCACUCAGGUCACUGAAAGUGAACCAUGAAUCGUUUGACUCAGACUGAAUCAUUGGCUAAAUCGUCCCAAUAAGAGUGAGAUGGUGUGACUACCCAGCACUUAAGUGUGUCAUAGAUAGGUAAACACAGCUGCAGCAGAUAUGAUUAAUUAAAGCGAAAGAAAUGACAACAUGGAAAGUUUUGGUCUUGUGGCUGACGGUCUUUUUUGGGGGGUUUGUAGGUCAGUAAGAGGCAUCAGUGUUAACUUUAAUCUGAUUAAUAAGUCAAAACCGAAGUUUGUUUAUGUGUCCGUGUAAUGGAUUUAAAAAGUAUCCUCAUCAACCUGUUCUUAUCACACAAAAUCAGGCAAAAAAAAUAUAAAAAAACCUGAACGUUUUUGUUUGUUAAUGUAAAGCAUCUUUCCUUUAACUUGUAUCUUUAACAUUUGGACCAUGUGGAGGACGAUUACUGCUCCCAAAACUAUGAAUUAAGGCUCAACUCAAAGACACAGCUGGGGUUGAAUUCCACUGUUAAACAAAAAAUUAAAAAUGAGUAAGUCUGAGAAAGAUAUUUUGUGUUAUAAAAUUAUUAAAUCGAUCAUUUAUGGGCCCAAACAUUUGCUGACGAUGUUACAGUAAUCGAGCUCUUACUUCAAGGACAGACUAAUACGUAUGUUUCCCUCUUUCUGGUGUUUUUCAGGCUGCAGCUCGACACCACUGCUCAUAUUUGGUUCAGCAGCACAGCGCCGGCUUCCUGGAGGCCGGAGGAGAGGAGAGCUGGCUGAGUGACCUCCAACACGCUCCAAGCAAACUCCGCAGCCUGCAGACACUCAACAAGCUGCUGGCACACAGACCCUGGCUCAUCACACAGCAGCACAUCCAGGUCAGACGCACCACCCACACACUGCCUGUCUCUCGCUCUCCUGCUCGCUCUUUUUAGUAAUAUGAUUUAAUACUCUGGAUUUAGUCUGUAUCUGAAAUCACUCCCUCAUUGACUCACUCACUACUCCCCUGUUGAAUAAUCCAAUCCUUUUUGAGCAGUAAAUAAACAUUCGGAUGAAGCAUGAUGUGCGUCACUAGUGGCAGGUGUAAUCUCGCGUCUUUAAAAUAAGAUUUAGUGCUGUGUGGUGCUGCGUUUUUUUUAGAGGAAAAUAAAAGCUCCUGCUGUUGACAACACUGCUCGACAAAGUGUGCCUAGAUUGUUGAUCUUGAAAAAAAAAGCCUGUGAAGCAGGAACAAAGGUGUUUGUGUAGUUUUGAGUGAGAGAUUUAAACCCUACAGUUUAGAUUAAAUCUAACUAUGAAUGCAUGGAAUUGGAUUUUUGGUUCUUUAUGCGCACCUUUUUUUUUAAACAACACCAAGUUUCCCCUGUAAGAGGAUUUACUCUUGUUUUUUCUCUCCUCUUGAAUUUACUCUACUUGCUCUCGUUGUGACAGUGUGUUUGUUUUAGAACCAGACAAACAAGACAAACAGCAUUUGAUUCCUUGAUUUAAGAUGAUAGAUUUGUUUUGCCAGAGAUGUGUCUGCUGUCUGUUUUCCAACACCUCUGUACAGCCCACAUUUGUAAGCUCUCGUCUUUUGCACUCUUGCAGUCUAGAUUAAAAGUAAAAAGAAAGGCUUGUGUGUAAGUGUUGUGUAUUUUAGGGCAAGUGUUGAUGGAAACUUACUUUCCUUUUGCUUUGUACCAAAUGUUGAGUGUUUUUACAAGUUUGAAUUUUGACCAAGUACCGAUGUGUUAUAAGAACUCAAAACAGAGCGCCAUUCAGGCUGAGUCUCAUCAGUUUUGUUGGUGAUUUAAUAAUAAUAAUACGAUCAUAGGGCUGAUCAAACUUAAACUUUGACUUCAUGAUAAAAGAAGAAAAAAUUAAGAUGAUGAACAUUUUUAUUUCAGAGAACAGGAACAUUCACUCAGUUCAUUCAACCACUGUCAAGGUAUUUCAGGCUUUCUAAUCAGCAAACUCCUGUAUCCACCCCACCCCCUGUGCUGGUCCUGCUCUGUCCUGCAGGAGCUCGUGUAUCCCGGCGCAGACCCUCGCUGGUCAUUGGCUGAACUCAUCCAUGCUGUGGUCCUGAUGGCACAUGCUCACGCACUCUGCUCAUUGGUGUGGGGCUGUGGCAUAAACCCUGAACCUGACCACAUAGGUGGCUACACCUUCCAACCUCCAUCACCCGGACACUUCCCUCGAAGCCCUCAUAGCCCCGCUCAUGAGGAUGGCAGGCAGGAAGUGAGUCAGCUCGCCUUAUUUAAAAAAAAAAAAAUCUUAAUUAUGUCUACAGAGCUGAAGAAGGAUUUGUAGAUUUUUGGUAGCAAAGUUUCAAAAGCCUUUCACUCUUUGGAUCCUCAGCUGGUUGAUGGAGCAAUGGAGGUGGAGGUGCUGAUGAAGAGGAUGGUGGAGCUGCAACAGCAGCAGGAAGAGGAAGAGUGCACACAGGAGGAGAUGGUUACUCGCUUUGAGAGGGAGAGGAGCGAGAGCAUACCCACUGGUAUAAACACUCUUUUUUUUUAAAAAAUCUUAUCCAUCGCAGAUUAAUAUUAAACUGGUCGAUGUUUAUUUAUUCACUUUUCCUCUUUGUUGUGUUUGUUCAGCGAGAGUACGGGGAACACCGCCUGACCUGGUGCUGCAUCUGGUGGAGGAUCCAGAGUUCAGAUAUGAGGACUUUGCUCCCAGAGGAGAGCAGGCGCCACCCACCAUGAGAGCACAGGUAGUUUAGAGGAUUUCAGAUUAAACUGAUGCACACACACACACACACACACACACACACACACACACUCCCCAGUUGAUUCUAUUGAUGUUUUUGUCUCGUGUGCAGGACUACUCAUGGGAGGAUCACGGCUACUCUCUGGUCAACAGGCUCCUGCCAGACAUGGGUCAGCUCCUGGAUGAAAAAUUCCAGGUACCCUCACCUUUAAAUUAGUAGAAGUAAAUCAGUGAUUUACAGCGAGAUGAUUCAAAACCACACAAGACUCUUUAGUUAAAAUAUCAGGGGGUUUGUGGGCUUCUAUCUUGCAGAGAACAUGAUUUAACAUGAUAAUGUGAGCCUAUUUGACUCAUUAGUGUCAGGAAAAUAAGUGGUUGGUGAUGAUUUGCGUGGGAAAUUGAAAAAUCAGAAUGAUCCAGAAUUUGUUUUUGUUCCUUCCCCCAGAGAUCUGGUGUUUUUCAGUCAGUGGAAAGAGUGAAAUUCUUGACAGUUUUACCUUUUAGUGCAUCUCAAAGUAACUCAAGUUAAACAGUCUAAGAUGAAACAUUACUCUUUAAUAGAGGGGCAGACUUUGCUUUGUAUGAAGGAGCCGAAGAAAAAAAAGGUGGACAAGCGAUGUUUAUGUUGCCGUGUCCACUCUGGCAAAUAACAGUGAUUAUGUUUGAUAUAGUGAGGGCCAAAAAAGAGACCAGACAUUAAUACUGAAGAUAUCAUAAGAUCUGCUGUUGUUUCUGCAGGUUGUGAGCAACUUAACUUACCACAGGAUGGCCAUGCAUGAGGGCGUGGACACCCACACUCUGAGAAAAGCUCUGUGGAACUACAUCCACUGUCUAUACGGGAUCCGGUCAGUGUCAGACUCAGUUAAAGAAACACUUUAAAAUGUUUUGAAUCUCUGUCAGUAUCCUUACUUGUCUAUUUAUCAAUGACCCUGUGUAGAUACGAUGAUUACGACUACGGCGGCGUUAACGUGUUGUUGGAGCGCUCUCUGAAAGUGUUUGUAAAAACCAUGGCAUGUUACCCCGAGCAGACCACAGUACGCAUUUACCAAGCCUUCUGGAGACACUUCAGACAUUCGGAAAAGGUACAAACCAUUAAAAUUGUGAAAAGGGGACGUUAAAAUAUCACAAUGGAUGUAGAAAAGUGACACCUAAUAACGACGUGGUUCUGUGUGUUUCCUUGUGCAGAUUCAUGCAAACCUCAUAGUGAUGGAGGCCCGCCUACAAGCAGCUCUUCUUUACACCUUACGAGCCAUCACUCACUACAUGAGAUGA
Xyrichtys novacula (pearly razorfish) is the source of this 7000-nucleotide messenger RNA. The record is from the annotation of a GenBank genome assembly. Lineage: Eukaryota; Metazoa; Chordata; Actinopteri; Labriformes; Labridae.